AUGGCGACCAAUCCCGGCUCAAUUCCCGUGGAGACUCACCAGCCUAGCCUGCUGUGUGUAGCCAAAGACCCAAAACCCGAAAAGCACGAUGAAGCAAAAGCAAUCGACAUUGUGGCCGUUCAUGGUCUGCGUCCGGCUGCCAACAUUGAUGCAUGGAAAAUAGCUGAUGGCUCCCUGUGGCUAAAGAAGCUGCUCCCGAGGGAUGUGAAAGGUGUCAGGGUGUUCACAUUCAGCUACAAUGCGCUUGCAGUCUUUUCAGGAGCUGACCACAAGUUGACUGAUGCGGCUAUGGAUAUGCUUUUGAAAAUCACGGCUGCUCGAGCCCAAGUUCCGCUUGACCGUCCUCUUGUGUUUAUCUGCCAUGGUUUUGGUAGCUUCGUUGUUGAAUGCGCACUGAAUCGCGCACUUAGCUGCCCCUCAUUGUACCCAAAUCUUGAGGGCUGCGUCAGGGGGGUAAUUUUCCUGAGCUCACCCCAGAGCGCACCACUCGAGGUCCCAUUUUCGGCUUUGUUAAUCGACUCCGCAACCGACAGUAUUAUGACUGAGAAUGGGAUCUCGACGACUAUGAUUAGGUGGCUGGAGAGCAAUGCGGACAUUCUGCAAGCCAUUCCCCGGGAUUUCAAGCGGAUUGCCUCCAGGAUGAAAAUCAAGGUCUACUCCUGCUACGAAGAAUUCCCCGUGGUGCCACAUAAUCAGCCUACGCUGAACGAGUAUUCCGCAGCCGUGGGUUUGAAAUUGGAGAAUCUCCGUAUGAUGUCUGGCUGCAAUCAUCACUCGCUUGCUACAUUCUCAGACAGGGAGUGCGACAACUACAAGUUUAUUGUCUCUGCGAUUAAGAAGGUCCGGAAUGCUGCACGCAAGGCGAGAGAACUCGACCCUAAAGUAAUUCCUGAGCUUGGGUACGAACAGCCAACUUUAGGAUCACGAGAUGACCACUAUCAGCAGGGCCCUAGCAGCCCCGAGUAUCAAAGAAUAUCGCUCCCUCGCAUCCUGCCAUUGCAGAUGGAUAACCCGUCAUGUGCGGUCAAUGCGUCACAGAAAGAUGUAUUCCAACAGCCAAAAAAACCAAACUUGCCCAGUUUUCAAGCACCAGCAACGUUUUCGGCCUCGUCUGUUGCCCUCGUUCCGCCCUCUCAACCAGCAGGUCCUGAUCAGCUCAAGAUUCCGAUGCGUCCAGUGGGUUCAAAUCCCGGCAGGUCGCCGCCAGGAAAUACACCCGCUCCAUCUGUCAGGUCAUUGUCCAUGACCUCGAGCAAUUUUGAUGGCUUUAUGCCAGCAUCUUCCCAAGUGGCCAUCGACAGGAUAGAAGCAAUCCUUCCCACUGGAAACGCAACGACUCCCGUUACAUCGGCACAACAAUCUGCUAGAUCGCCGUCUACUGCUUCAAGUCAUUCAAUGGGUUUUAUCUCGAAGCAGCCACAGCCUUUGCCAGAUAAAUCAAAUGCAUAUACUGCGCAUUAUUCUGCACCUGGCAUGGUCGGACAAAGGCUGCCAGAGCAGGGGAUGUCUCAUCAGUCGCAGGUUAUCCAACCCAAGAUGCCUGGGGAAAUACCCGGUGGUGUUUCGAAGGCACAAUUACAACCACAAAAUAUAGAUGUUGGAGAGGGGCUGCCGGAUGCAAAACGUUGUUUGCCUCCCCAGAGUCUUACAGACAACGCAUCAACAACUCUACGUACGACUCCAACAUCCUGGGGACCCAAGUACUCGGCAACUACUCAACCUUCUCCCUCUGGUCUAAUUCCACACCCCCCGCAGGUUAUGCACUCGAAUCAGGUCUCCUACGCCCCGUUCAACACUCCUAUCAAGCAGCCACCGAGGCCACAGCGACCCGGACACUCCCAGACCUCAUCAGCCGUGUUGUCAAUUCCAAUGAAUAAUUCGAAAGUACCGGCGCCUCUCCCUACCGGGGUUUCUAGCUCCUCAAAUCCAAAACCGCCGCCUCUACCGAAGAAUAAAAAGACAAAGACGCCGCAGCCCACAAUAUCCAAGAAGGUGAAGAGGGUUCAGGAAGACGCGGCAGCGGGACAACCUCCGAAGCCACCAAGGGCGACUCGCCCACCACACAAGCCGAAGCCACUCGAACCUCCCACUCAGCCACCCCAGCCCAGGCCAUCUGCAAACAAAGGGCUACGGGGACAGUCGACAUCCCAGAAGCCCCAGGAGCUUUCGAAGCCUUCCAAGCCGCAGAAGCCACCAAAGCUCCUCGCGUCUGCCCCAAUGCAUAUCAUCUCCCCAGGAAAACGCACCUCAGGACCAAGUCCCUUGCACCCUCCAAGUCUGGACCGACAGGUGGGCCCAGUCCCUCGGGAAAAACCCGGGCUCUUCCGCAAACUAUUCAGUUCUAGCCAGUCAGAUCGAUCUUCUGGUGCCUCGGCGGGUGCAAUGCAUAAUACCUCACCAGGGGUAAGCGGACAGUAUAAGCCGUAUCGCCCGGGCCCCAGCCAGACCUCAGUGAGUGUGCCUCAGCGUCCUCUAGCGGGUAGUACAGGAUACCGGCCUACAGGUAGAACUUUUCUGCCCCAACAGCCGCACAGGCCACAGCAACCUCAUAUGCUUUUUGGUGGUGGCGGGCUUGGGAAUGGGCAUGCAAAUACGCAGCAUCCUGUUCAUGGCCAGAGUCAAGGCCUUUUCCACGCACCCUUUCAUGGUCAUGGCCAUGGUCCUACCCAUCAUCACGGUCCAGGAGCUCCUGUUCCCCACGUGCAACAGCAUGGGUCACAGGGCGAUCCUACGAGACUUUCAGGGGUAGGGACUCUUGGAAAGGUCGGAGCUGGUGCUCUUGGUGGUGCCGCGCUGGGAGGGUUGGGUGUCAUUGGAGCCAUGCAUGCCCAUCAUGGCUCGGAGCACGAGGGGAGUUCGGAUCCUGAGGGUUCGGAUCCUGAGGGUUCGGAUCCUGAGAGCUCGGCUCCUGAGGAGGGUUCAGAUCCUGAAGAGAACUCCAAUCCUGAGAGUUCAGAUCCUGAGGACGGCGAAGAGAGCGAUUGCGAUGAAGACGAGGAUGGUGAGAACGGGGACGAAGAUGAUGAUGAUGAUGAGGAUGAUGAUGAUGAGGAUGAUGAUGAUGAUGAUGAUGAUGAGGAUGAUGAUGAUAAUGAGGAUGAUGAUAAUGAGGAUGAUGAUAAUGAGGAUGAUGAUAAUGAGGAUGAUGAUGAUGAGGAUGAUGAUGAUGAGGAUGAUGAUGAUGAGGAUGAUGAUGAUAAUGAGGAUGAUGAUAGUGAGGAUGAUGAUGAGGAUGAUGAUGAGGAUGAUGAUGAGGAUGAUGAUGAGGAUGAUGAUGAGGAUGAUGAUGAGGAUGAUGAUGAGGAUGAUGAUGAUGAGGAUGAUGAUGAUGCCGAUGCCUACAGUAACGAUGAAGACGAUUAUUAUUAUAGCUAG
Aspergillus nidulans FGSC A4 is the source of this 3375-nucleotide messenger RNA. RefSeq lists its product as uncharacterized. The record is from RefSeq and is a predicted model, not a curated record. The coding region runs from base 1 to 3375 and encodes 1124 amino acids. NCBI's taxonomy places the organism in Eukaryota, Fungi, Ascomycota, Eurotiomycetes, Eurotiales, Aspergillaceae. The transcript has 4 exons.